AUGCUCUAUCCGAGAGAGGAUAAGGAGGAUAGAAAGCUGCUGUUUGCAUGCCGAAACUGUCCGUACACGGAGUUUGCAUCCACUCCUCUGGUGUUCAAGCAUCAGCUGAUCACCAACAUUGAGGAGACGGCCGGAGUGACAACCGGUAUUGGAGCAGAUCCCACUCUGCCUCGAUCCGACAAGGAGUGUCCCAAGUGUCACGAGCACGAUGUGGUCUUCUUCCAGUCGCAACAGAAGCGUGCGGAGACCACCAUGAUUCUGUUUUUUGUCUGCAACAACUGCAACAACAUUUUCCGGUCUUAG
This is a messenger RNA of Yarrowia lipolytica CLIB122, 303 nucleotides long. RefSeq lists its product as uncharacterized. Gene Ontology annotation, cellular component: RNA polymerase II, core complex. The record is from RefSeq and is a predicted model, not a curated record. Gene Ontology annotation, biological process: maintenance of transcriptional fidelity during transcription elongation by RNA polymerase II; transcription initiation at RNA polymerase II promoter; transcription-coupled nucleotide-excision repair. Lineage: Eukaryota; Fungi; Ascomycota; Dipodascomycetes; Dipodascales. Gene Ontology annotation, molecular function: nucleic acid binding; DNA-directed RNA polymerase activity; zinc ion binding.